Messenger RNA from Condylostylus longicornis, 1807 nucleotides. RefSeq names its product synaptotagmin-5. The transcript is spliced from 8 exons. Bases 76 to 1737 code for a protein of 553 amino acids. Gene Ontology annotation, molecular function: clathrin binding; calcium-dependent phospholipid binding; phosphatidylserine binding. Gene Ontology annotation, cellular component: membrane. The record is from RefSeq and is a predicted model, not a curated record. NCBI's taxonomy places the organism in Eukaryota, Metazoa, Arthropoda, Insecta, Diptera, Dolichopodidae. Gene Ontology annotation, biological process: cellular response to calcium ion; regulation of dopamine secretion; regulation of calcium ion-dependent exocytosis.
AAUAAUUUCAACUUCUUAUAUAAAAGUGUUAAAAAUAAAAUUAAUAAACUGAAAAAAUCAAUUUUUUCAUUCGAUAUGAGCGGUUUAGGACCGGCUGCAUGCUGGUUAGCUCAUAAAAGAUUAGAAUCAUGGUCACGUAUGGCCAAAGAACGUGUUGGUGCUGUUAGACGUGCAACAAUUGAACGUAGUUCAACUGAUGAAACACCAUCAACACCACCACCACCACCAACACCAUCAUCGAUUGCAUCAUCAACAACAAGUGGCUUAGGUAGUGGUGGAAGUUUUAGUGGUGGUAGCUGUGAUUUACAAACUGAUUCAGAGGAAUGUAAUGUUACACGUGAUCCUCAACCAGUUCAACCACCAACAUCUGUUGCUGCACAUGGUAUUAAUACUGAAUUAUUACGUGGUCCAAUUGAAAUGUCACCAAGUCCAUUACAUCAACAUUUACAACAUCAAAGUAAAUCAUUUCCGCCACGUUUACAAAGGACACCAUCAAUUUCUAGCCAAAGUAGUUUAGAUAGCGCACCAUCCAGACAAUCAGGUCAUCGUGGCUCAUCACCCCAAAUUCGAACAUUUGGUCCAGAUGGGCGAUCAUCUUUAACAUCCGAAUAUGGAAGUGUUCAUCGUUCUCCUAGUCCAAUGAGAGCUAUUAGCCUUGAUGCACGUUGUUCAUCACCAGCUUCAACUGAAUUAACUGACCUGAGAACACCAUCACCAUCACAAAAUAGUUUAGCAUCAUUAACAAGUGGUACAACAGCAAGUGGUAUAUGUAUAUCACCAAAAAUUAGUGGACGUUGUUUAUCACCAUUAUUAAUACCACCAAGAACACCAGCUGGUACUGAACAAGGAUGUGGACCAGCAUCACCAUUAGGUGCAAUACAACCAGAUUUAUAUACAAGACAAGAAGGUCCAAUAUAUUUAACGGCACCAGAACAAAGUCCAGCAUUAGGACGUUUACAUUUAAGAAUUAAAUAUGAUCAUCAUUUAUUUGAUUUAACUGUUCACCUGAUAGAAGCUCAUAAUUUAUGUCCAAUUGAUGAAGGUGGUUUUCGUGAUCCAUAUGUUCGUUUAAUGUUAAUACCAGAAGUUGAUCAAAGAAAAAGACAAACAUCAAUUUAUCGUGGUGAAUCAAAUCCAUAUUUUGAUCAACAUUUUAAAUUUCCAGUAUCACGUGAUCAAUUAUCUGGUAAAGAAUUGGUAUUACAAGUACAUGAUUAUGAUCGUUAUUCGCACAAUGAUAUCAUAGGUGAAGUGAGAAUUUUAAUUGAUGAAUUGGAUUUAUCGAAAUCGGUUGAGAUCUGGGGUGAUGUUCUUCGUAUUAAGAAACCUCCAGAGGAUAGACCAGAAUUACUUUUGUCAUUAAAUUAUUUACCACAAGCUGAACGCUUAACAGUUGUCAUAAUGAAGGCUAAAAAUUUGGAUACUGUUCAAGAUCCAUAUGUAAAGCUUUAUUUAAUUCAAAAUGGUAAAAGAGUUAAAAAGAAGAAAACUGGCUGUGGAAAAGCUAAUGAUCCAGCAAACCCAAUAUGGAAUGAGGCAUUUACAUUUAAUUUACCCUCUUCAAAUGUACAGGGUGCGGCAUUGGAGAUUUAUGUUGUUAAUGCAAGUGGCGGUGAAGCUAAUGCUAUCGGUAGUUGUGGUAUCGGUCCACAAGAAAUGGGACAUGGACGUCAACAUUGGCAGGAUAUGAUACAUAAUGCUCGUAAACCGACUGCUAUGUGGCAUUUUUUAAGAUAAGUCCAAAAAUAAUUUUUUAAAAAAAAAAAAACAAAACAAAAUAUUUUAUUUAUAAUAAUAAUUGCAUAUU